Messenger RNA from Pocillopora meandrina, 5061 nucleotides. The record is from the annotation of a GenBank genome assembly. Lineage: Eukaryota; Metazoa; Cnidaria; Anthozoa; Scleractinia; Pocilloporidae.
AUGGCUAAAGAAAGAAGUCCAAUUAAGGUUCCAUCUGAAAAUGAAGACUUACCUGACAAAGAAAAUGCUCCAGAUUUUGAUGAGGACACUUUACGAGGUGAGCUAGGUUCAACUUUGGCUUCAGUCACUGUUAAAACGUUUUCUAUUCCACCAGUUUCAAGAAUGUAAGCAGAUGUGGAGAAUGAUAUUAAUACACUGCAUGACCACCUUAAAGGAUGUUUGGCCAGUCAUGACUCUCUUGUAUGAUUACAAUAUGCUGUUGAUUGACUGAGAGGAUCCAUGACAUAUUUGUUAUUUUCUUUUCUCAAAUUUCAAAGCAAGUACACAAAGUUAUAAUAAGUAAAGACUUUAUUUGAUCAUCAUAUGACAUUCAUUUUGUAAGUUUGCAUCAUAAGUACCAUCAUCAUCAUCAUCAUCUUUCCAUUAUAUUAUGCAACAUUAAAUUGAAAGUUUCAACUUCCCCUAAGCAACCAAUUUCCAGUAGAGUGCAAGUGUUAUAUCAUUGAAUAUGGAGGUGUUUAACCCUUGACACCCGAACAUCAGUAUCCAUAUUCUCCAUACUAUUCUUUGUAUGUUUCUUGUGGUACUGAAAAAGAGAAUUCAUUUGAAGAUCAAUGCUUCUUAGGUUGGUGAUCAUUUCCUUUAUUCUCAUGAGCUAAGUGAAUGAUUCAGCAGUAUUACUCCAAGCUUUUCAAGGGAUGGGUCAAGUCAGGCAGGUGCAAAAGUGGCAGCUGGCACUAAAGGAAAAAUCUGCAGAUUUUAAAUCUCCAGAUCUUGGCAGCUCUGCUUAUGCACUAAUUAACUACAACCACAUGUAAUUAUUAACUACAACCACAGACUUUGACACAAAUUAUUUUUUAUUUUUUCUUUGCAGCCAUAGCUGAUGUUUAUAGAAAUGAGGGUAAUGAGGCCUUCAAGAAAGGAGAUUUCAUCAAUGCUAUUCAUUUUUACACCAAAGGAAUUAAAAUGAACUGCAAUGAGAAAGAACUGAAGGCCAAACUGCACAACAACAGGGCUAUUGCACAUUCUAAACUUGGUAAGAUGAUGAUAUCCAUUUUUUUCUAUUUUGAAGCUAUUGAGUUGUCAGUAGUAGUUUUCUGAAAAAGGUGAUAAUUUUGAAUGCAUGCCCGGAAAAAUGUACAUCUUAUGUUGGCCUCUCAAAUAUACAAAGAAGUAACCUCUUACCCCAGAUAUCAAUGAGCAUCACAAGUUUUUUCCCAAAAUUAUAGUAAUGGUAGUUGGUUUGCAACAUGUAUGGCUGAUCAGAGAUAUUUAUUUCAAUAACAGGAAAUCACCAGGAUUCACUAAGGGAUGCAGAAGCAGCCAUUGAGUUAAAUCCAACUUUCCUUAAGGCAAUUGUGAGAGGUUAGAUAUGUUAGCUGUGCUAUAAUAAUAAUAACAAAAGAACUCAACACUCUAAGGUUAAAUGAGGUUAAAUGGAGUUCAAUCUUGUCUCAAUUGACUUUAAUUAAGAGGUCGAGACCACCCUGAUGUACAUUUGAAUCCAGCUCUUGACUGCUACGCCAUUACUUUCCAUUAAUCAUGAUAAGAAUAUUAUUUUGAACGGGAUGAAGAACUCAAUGCGGAAUGCAAAGCAAAAUUUCAGCAUGAAUAUUUUAGUUCCUUAAGUCCAAUGAGUCACAGGUGUCAGAUAUGUUAAGAGAGUGUCCACGAGAGCACCGGGCAGUCGUGCUACAAGCCAUCCCACCGAUUUCAAUGAAACUUUGGCAGUUUAAAGGGUCUACCCCAAAACUCAAAGAGACAAACUGGUUUCUGUCUUGGUUCUUCCGGGGGGAGAUAGACCACACCCGGUUUUUCUUGGUUUUCACCAAGGAAAUCGCUUCAAAUAGGUAAAAUGUAUGAAGCUCUCACGGCGAUGGUCUUUAACCGAUUACUUUGAGGAUUUGCACACAUAUUUUUACAUCCUUAGUUAAUGUCUGCUGCGAGUAUCAUUCAGUUUGAUUGACGGCUUGUCAAUCAAUAGAGGCAAAUAUACGACUUUGGUUUUAGACUUUUCGAUUCAUCCAAAUAUUUGACAACUUUGAGGUCAAAUAUCUCCCGUUGCCAGAAAGCUACAACAAUAUUCCUAAUACCCCUUUAUAACCCAUUAUUUCAUCUCUGAAAAUCAUCAAAAAAAAUCUUUUGGGCACUACCGUAUUUUUGUCUUGGAUACCUUUUAAAAUCUGCGACUGUGACAAGUUUUCUUAACUAUACCUGUCACACAAUUCUUGCUCUAGGCGGUCACUUGACAAAAUAAACCUACAUUUUUAGCUCUUUAUACAAGAUGAUAGAUCAAGAAAGGUGAAAAAUGUGAAAUACUUUCGAGAUUUUUUGUAGGAUUGGAAAAUUUCACGUUUAGAGAGAUGCAUGUAAACGAAAUAUCAAUGGGAAAAUCGUAGCGUUUCUUUCUUCAGUCGUUUAUUACUUUAUUACUUUUUAUUACAACUUCGGCUUUUACAGACGAGAAAUUCUGCGCUCUCGCUCGAGAGCAAAUAUCAAUACUUCUAUCAGACUAAAAACUGUGCCUCUAUCCCGAAAAAAAAUUUAAAAUAGUGUUGUCGUUGUCACUUACCGCCAUCGAACAUUUCCAUGCGGAACUCCGCUAAGCUAACAUCUGUUGUGUGACCCGAAGACUCUUAGUAGGAAUUAUUCAAGCGCGUUGUUCAUGCUGUCUGCUAGAUAACAAUUUCAGAAUAAUCUGCAGAUCUCUAUGAUUAUUUGCCUGCUUCGAUCGUAAAAUAUCUUUUUUUUUUUUCAAGCAUUCUAUUACUACACAUAAAUCUUCAUCUCUCUACAUCGAGUGUUGCCGGCGUUUAAUUGCGUGACUUGUAAAAUUUUUAAAUGAGAAUCUGAGCCAGCGGUAAUUUGACGAGUAGCCUUCCUGCAAAUUUGCCUUGAUGAAAUCCCAAGACAUAGCCAGUUGUUUUCGUGAGCAAAGACAAUAAAUAUGAGAGGAAAGUGAGAUGCAAAUGUCUUCUUUUUUUUUAGCUCAAUAUCAGCUUUACCCUCUCCUGCAGUCUUCGUCUAAAUUUUGCAAGGUCUCUCCUUAUCUUCUGCCUUGUUCGGUCAGUUUCGAAUUCUGAAGCUAGAUCAUUGGCAUCGGCCUCUCCUUCCUUAUUCGUAUUUACAGAGGGGGACCUCAUCAAUCAACCAAUUUUUGUUACGGCAGAUAACCGGCUGAAGUAUCGAGCGAUUUGCUGCUGUAUCAACCGGUCAGUCUUAGACAACAUUUCUGGCUGGUGUCGUCUCUUAAACUCGAUAUUUGGGAAAUCACAUUAGAGGUGGUUGCCUUACUAGUUUCCUCCCUUGUCCAGCACACUAGAUGUCUAGGAGAUAAUUCUCUGCUUUCUGAGAAAAGGUGGCUGUUUUUUGUGUUUUCCAAAGAGCCCAUCCAAAGUCUUCUUGGCUAGUUAGGGAUUGUUCGUCAGACUUUUUACCUGAGGUCCGACCUCGAACGUAGCCGUCCCCUAUAGAAUGGCAAGCCGGUCUUAGUCCAUUUCCUCUUGAUCUUAUCCUAGGCAGAAUUUUUUUGUCGGUUUCACUGUCUUUGUCUUUUUUAGGGUACAUUUGGAUGGCAGCCAAUGACUGAAACGUCCUCAGCUGAUACAUCCUUCUUUUAGCAAGAAUAUCUCGCUUUCUUGUUCCGUCUAUGACGGAUUGGGUAUAGUUCUUGCGAUGACCCGCGUUCAGAAAUAUGUGCACGUUGCUGAUAACCACCCGCUUGUACGACUAGUUUGCUGAAGGUUUCUAAUGUGACGAGCCUAGUGAGACCCUGAGGUGCUUCAAACUGUGCCAGUUGGUCUGCGCUAUAAACUUGUCGCAGUUCUUAAGUCAGAGGGAGGAUCGCCUACCUCUAUCUAUGUGAGCGUCUCUACAGUACCUGUGUAUCCCUAUCAAUCAUAUGAUAUAAAGUUCAUCUCGGUCACAAAUCACCAGUUAGGAAAACUGAUGUUCAGAUAGGCGCUCUUCUUGCCCUUCUUCCUUAUUCAUUGUCGACUCCAAGAUAGCAGCUACAGUAGGCGUUCUAUUUAGGUUUACAGUCACCUUGCCGCCACUAGAAAGACUCGCCACCAGCUUUGAUUUCUUCUGCCAUCUGCAGAUUCAGCUCUCUCUCACUUUAUGUCUCCGAUUUUUAUGAGGAGGAUAGUGGCAUUUACGAACCCGAAGGUCUGGAUCUCACACCAAGUUGUGCACGAUAUUUGAGGUACAUCGUGAAAUCGCGGCCUUCGUCAUCUCCAAAUAAGCCACUACGCGCUGGAAUAAGCUUCAUCUCGGACGAAACGCAUGUUUGGCAUACAUCGACGUCUCUCAAAUGUUUUUUUUAAAGCUGUAUACCCACGAAUUUAGAGGUGUGAGCUGUUGCCGUCCCUGGCCAGCGCGAGAAAAGUAACAUUUGGUUGUACAGUUAGUUGCAAAUGAACAAGACAACUGCACCAUCUUGACUUACCAAUUCGAGUGUUAGAUUGAAUUGAGGGCUUUUUAGACACUCGAUUUCUUAUAUGGUAUCACUAUGAAGACGUAAUAAAACUGAUACACCUACACUGCAUAGGAUUAACAAUGUCUGUUGUGCUGUUGCGAGAAGGAGGAAAAUAUUACCGGAAGUGUACGCUCUUUUUAAAAAGAGUUUCAGAGACGUUUCAGAAAUGUCUAUCUUUGAUCGACUGUAAAAAAAAAAUGAUCCCCACUUAAAUUUACUAGGAAAAAUGAACUUACCAACUGCUUGUUGAAAAAAUUGGAAUUCAUUUGACCGAUACGCCGGUUGUUUCAAUUUUUCUUUCUCCUCGGGCUGCUAUGAAACAGUUCAUAAAUUGACUAAUGAAUAAAUUGUUUUGAAAUACCGUUCGGGAUUUGCCUUUUUUUUCUGCGUGCAAAUCAAGGGUAGACAAAGUUUUUAAAACAUUUGACUAGAAUUUCAUGGAGUUCACCUCGAUAAUUCUCGUCGGCAAGAGUCAAGACGCGCCAAGCUGAGCGACAUCGCCCUCCAUUAAAAAAAAUUUUCCAAAGAAUAAACGUGGCGAGGGUGAGGAAACGCACAUUUUUUUCAUCAUUGUGAUCAAAGCC